Molecule: messenger RNA, 951 nt
Organism: Kockovaella imperatae
Lineage: Eukaryota; Fungi; Basidiomycota; Tremellomycetes; Tremellales; Cuniculitremaceae
Exons: 1
Coding region: 264-752 (162 amino acids)
Source: RefSeq, a predicted model, not a curated record
GAUACGCUUCAACAUCCUGUGCCUGCACACCAGGCUCUGAAGAAUCUCUUUCGGCCAGAGUGCCAUUAAACUCCACAUCGAAUCGUGCUGUGAUUCCUGUCCUUUCGGUCUGCGGAGAUCUUUCCUCCCCCUUACGACCAUCCUUCUUACCCUUGCGGGACUGGUGUUUUGACUUGUGUUUCGAUUUCUCAGCAUUUGAAUUCGCUGAUUCGGCAUUGAUCGAUUCGGAGUGUACAUCAGUAUCAGGUAUCGUAGUCUCAGCGAUGAUAUCGUUAGGAGCAUCAAUGACUACGGGCGGCGGAUGCGCCUCUGAUCUCGCGAUCUCGGAAGCUCUCCCUCUCUUGCUCCUUUUGCCUUUCCUGUCCUUCUUGCCUCCUGGAUUCGAGGCAGCGACGGAGGCUGUGGCAUUCUCGAUCGUUGCGUCGUCCGUGACCAAAGCUGUGUCAGUCUCCAGUUGGACUUUCAUGGAUGAUGCAGCUUUCAGGUCCGCCCUUCUUCUACGAUCAAGCAAAAGAAAGGAAUCCGAUGGGACGGUCGUGUCCGGUAGGGCAGAUGUCAGUGUAUCAGCUUCGGUGCUCAAGGUAGUAUCAGGUGAACCCGGAGAUCCUUCGAUAUCUGGCUUGAUCUUCUCAUUCGCCUCUAAAGGACCUGACGGCUCGGUCCUCUGCUUUGCCGAUACUGUAUUCGGAUGGAUGGUUUCCGAUCCAUUUAACGCUGAUUCGACUUGUGCAGCAAACUCUGGAGGGACCUGAUUCUUCUUCAAUAUGGACUUGAGUGUCUUGGGUGCCUCGCCAGUCUUUGCAGCCUUGCUUGAAUCACCAAAGACCAAGUCUGACGUCUCCGCAGUCUGCUGUUCAGAGAUGGCGGGCAUGGCGAGAUCGAUACUGAAGGAAUCAGACACUGCAAACGUUAUUAGUGUCGAGUCAGAUCGAUGAACGGACGGAUUGACUU